UCGUAACGGAAGAUCGGGAUUGAAACAUCAAUAGAUUCAACAAUCCUCUUUUUGAUGAUGGUGAUGAUAAAACCAGAGAUAAUAGCAUCCGCGUUUUCCGUUCUAGGAUCGAUGCAAUGAAAUAUUAAAAGAUAUCAAUCGAUAUAUUGGCAUAAAAUGAACUUAAAACCAUGUGCAUUUUCCGGUCGUUAAUCGCGUUGUGAAGUUUCAUAAAAAGAACCAUUAAAAUGCAGAGUUGCAAAAUCUGAUUUUUAAAAUAUUUAGAUUAAUUUGAAUGAAGUGCGCUGUUCUCGGGUUGAGAACAGAACAUAUCUGUUUAACAUGACACAUUAGUCGCGUCCAGUGAUGGAUGGGUUUCAGGUCAGGUUUUGCGGCGAGGGAUACGAGCUUAAGGAUUUCUUGAAGUUUCAUCCGGGUGGAAUCAACUAUCUUUCUGGAUACAAAGAUAAAGAUGUUGGUUUGCGUAUGGAAAGUACACAACAUUCGCAGUCCGCUUUCUAUCUUUUAAGAGAGUAUCGGGAGGGUGGAAGAAACAUUGAGAUGUUUAAAGAAAACGAAGAUUUAGAGUACUUAGUUAAUUGGAAUGAACCAAUGUUGAAGCAAGUUUCGAAUCUGGGAACGAAAUAUAGCGAAUGGGUGCAUUCGCCUGUCAAUAGGAAGUUGCGUAUUUUCGAAAAUCCUUUCCUGGAAUCGCUUACCAUCACACCUUGGUAUUUCGUACCAAUUGUUUGGAUUCCAAUCAUUCUGUACUACAUUCAUAAAGGCCAUCAGACUUACUCGAAUAUACAUAAAGAAUCAAAUUCAGUUAUUUGGUCUGUAAUAUACUUAUCAGUAGGUGUUGUGAUGUGGACUUUACUAGAAUAUUCGCUACAUAGAUGGGUUUUCCAUCUGGUGCCAUCAGGGAAAUCACGAGCUCUAAUUUGUUUACAUUUCACUAUACACGGAUUACAUCACAAGGUUCCUUUCGAUACUCGAAGAUUAGUAUUUCCACCAAUUCCGGCGAUUUUCAUACUGGUUUUAGGACACACGUUGUUAUCUUCAAUCAUUCCAAAGUCCAUGAUUCACUUACUUCUUGGAGGUAUUAUAUCAGGUUAUUUAAUCUAUGACAUGAUUCAUUUUUACCUGCAUUAUGGUACACCUGAUAUUGGUGGAUAUUUAUACAAUAUGAAGCGAAUCCACAAUCAGCAUCAUUUCACUCAUCACGACGCUGCGUUCGGAAUAAGUAGCAACUGCUGGGACAAAUUGUUUGGAACUAUAAUUUAUCUAAGGAAAUUAGGAAUGGGAAUUAAAUGGAAUUAACAAUUUAAUCA
Messenger RNA from Nicrophorus vespilloides, 1310 nucleotides. RefSeq names its product fatty acid 2-hydroxylase (gene Fa2h). The transcript is spliced from 7 exons. NCBI's taxonomy places the organism in Eukaryota, Metazoa, Arthropoda, Insecta, Coleoptera, Silphidae. Gene Ontology annotation, biological process: lipid biosynthetic process; fatty acid metabolic process. Bases 346 to 1299 code for a protein of 317 amino acids. Gene Ontology annotation, cellular component: membrane; endoplasmic reticulum. The record is from RefSeq and is a predicted model, not a curated record. Gene Ontology annotation, molecular function: iron ion binding; heme binding; fatty acid 2-hydroxylase activity.